Messenger RNA from Cyprinodon variegatus (sheepshead minnow), 4053 nucleotides. Its product is annotated as adhesion G-protein coupled receptor F3-like. The coding region runs from base 45 to 3656 and encodes 1203 amino acids. Gene Ontology annotation, biological process: cell surface receptor signaling pathway; G protein-coupled receptor signaling pathway; transmembrane transport. Gene Ontology annotation, molecular function: G protein-coupled receptor activity; transmembrane transporter activity. NCBI's taxonomy places the organism in Eukaryota, Metazoa, Chordata, Actinopteri, Cyprinodontiformes, Cyprinodontidae. The transcript is spliced from 20 exons. Gene Ontology annotation, cellular component: membrane. The record is from RefSeq and is a predicted model, not a curated record.
GCUUGAAGGCUGUCAUCUGGACGGAUGUCUUUCAGACGGUCGUAAUGUUCGCCGGUCAGCUUGCUGUCAUCAUUGUGGGAGUACAGCGGACCGGGGGGGUGUCCGAGGUGUGGAGGAAAGUGAAGGAGGGAAACCGAAUAUCUGGACUGGACUUAAACCCGGAUCCUACAGAGAGACACACCUUCUGGACUCUGGGGGUGGGAGGGGUCUUCCUCAUGCUGUCCCUGUAUGGAGUGAACCAGGCUCAGGUCCAAAGAUAUCUCAGCGCACGCUCAGAGAGAGAAGCUGUGAGGUCGUGCUACAUGGUGUUUCCUUCCCUUCAGCUGGCUCUGGCUCUCAGCUGUGUCAUGGGUCUGGUCAUGUUUGCUCGUUACUGUGGAGAGGACUUUUCUGAGAAGCUGGGAAGCUCUUCUCGAGACGCAAUGGUGAUAUACUUUGUGAUGGACAUGCUGCAAGGCCUGCCUGGACUGCCGGGACUGUUUAUCGCCUGUUUGUUCAGUGCGGCUCUAAGCACCAUCUCCUCUGCCUUCAACUCUCUGGCUACCGUGACGAUGGAGGAUCUCAUCAAACCACAUUUUCCAUCCAUGUCCGAAGCGAGAGCGACGCUGGUGUCCAAAGCUUUGGCGCUGUCCUACGGGCUGCUCUGUCUGGCCAUGGCUUACCUCACUCACCUGAUGGGGGACUCGGUGUUACUGGUAGCUUUAAAGAUCUUUGGGAUGGUCGGUGGACCAAUCCUCGGCCUGUUUUGUCUCGGCAUGUUCUUCCCAUGUGCCAACUCCAUUGGUGCAGUGGCUGGUCUUGGUGCAGGUCUGGGCUUCGCUUUCUGGGUCGGCAUCGGAAGCAUCGUCACUCACAGCUCUGGAGCAAAACGCCUGCCGCCCAGCUGUCACGUCAACGCAACAACCGCCAUUCAGACAGCUCUCACCAACGUAACAAGCCGACCCACAGGCCUGCAGAGGUUUUACUCUUUGUCCUACAUGUGGUACAGCGCGUUCAACUGCCUAACCGUCAUUCUUAUCGGGCUGAUCAUCAGCUUCCUCACUGGCCCAAUGAAAGAAGAGGAGGCAACACCUGGAACUCUCUAUCCCUUAUUAGGAAAACUGCUUUGUUUUCUGCCUGAACAUCUGAAAAAGAAGCUCUGCUGUGUGACUCCUCUGAUACAGUCUGUAAGUAAAGUAAACGGCCACACUUUGGUUUCAAAACAAAGUGUCGUCAAUUUGACAUUACCAAGUCAACCAGUAAAGUACAACGCUUCCACUAAAAUCCAGUGUACAACAUUGGAAGACCUGAAUGCUGAGCCAAACUGGAAUCUGAAAAGAGACGGUAAAGAGUUUCUUAUAACUAAUGGAAGAAUCUCAACGUUGACGAAAGAAGCAAAGCACAGCUCCAUUGAAUUAAAAACAACAGAUGAACUCUGGGAAGGAGUGUACAUAUGUCUCUUUGAACAACAUAUAAACAAAACAAUAAUAAAAAACAAAGCCAGUGCGCCAUUGGAUGUAUGCCUCCUACCCAAGAUUGAAAUUUCUGCAGAGCCAAGAUUUCCCCGUUGCACAACUACUGAGGACAUCUUUUAUGUCAAUGUGAAAUGUAAGAUAAAGAAAACCACUGAAAAUUACACUGUGGAAUGGACUGAAGGUGUCUCUCCAAACGGCCACACUGAUGGAGAAACACUGACUUAUCAAGCUCAGAAAGUAGUGAACUGUAAAGAAAACUCAAAUGGUUCGGGUUCUCCAGCAGUAUCAUGCACUAUGAAAAAUAUAUGUAAACAAAAUCAAACCAGAGAUAUGAAGAUCGAAGUGAUUUAUGUGAACGAUCCGUUCUGUGCACCGGAAGGUGACUGGAGCGAGACCAAAGCCGAUUUCACAGCAGAACUAAAAUGCAGUGAAAAGGCUGGAAAAAGAAAGCGAAAAUGUUCAUUAAACAAUGGUGUUGCAACUUGGGAUGAGGAGGUUUCAGAAUGUAUUGAAAAGGACCUCAACAAUGUGCUGGAAAAAGCCAGAAUUAGUGACAUUGGACUUGGUGAAUUGAAAGAUAAUGCUGCAGAAGUACUUCAUGAGUUUGAGACUAUCACUACGACAUCAAAAUUACCUGGUUAUGCCAACUUGGAAGCAUCGGUGGAUGUAAUUUCUACCAUUGAAGAUAAGUUACAAGGGCAAAACCAGAUGAAUAGAACAUCAAUUGAAAAUUUUAUAAUCUCAUCCAGUCAUCUGCUGAAUAAGAGUCUUGAAAGCUCAUGGAAUGCAACUCCUCCUGAGAACAAGUCAUCAACAGUUGCUGAGACCUACAUGAUUGCAGUUGAGAAAUUCAUUAAGAGAUCAAACAUAACAAAUAUACCAAAGGAAAAUCUGAUAGUGGAUGUUUGUAACAAGAGUGCGGAAACCUGUUCAGUGUCUAGUUUCGAUGUCACGAUUUCUAUUUCAAAUGCUGGUGAAGUUAAAACAGCUACAUUUAGAAACCUGCAGAACUAUUUGCCCUAUAACAAAAACGAAUCUGAGCCUAACAGUAUUGUGGUUUCCGCAACUGCAGAAAACAAAAGCAUCGAUCAUAUUACCAUUGAAUUUAAACUGAUCAACCCAAGACCUCGCAACGUUGAGUUAAAGUGUGUGUUUUGGGACACUAAUCUUAAACGGUGGUCAACGGAUGGAUGUGAAUGGCUGGGGCCAUUCAAGGAGAGCAGCUGCGUCUGUAAACAUCUUUCCUCAUUUUCUAUUCUAAUGUCCAAGAAGCCCCUGGACGUCCCUGGCUUAACCUAUGUAACCUAUGCAGCUUUGUCAGUGUCAGUGUUGUCCCUCAUCAUCAACCUCGCGAUAGAGUUCAUUGUCUGGAGCGACGUCGUCAAGACAAGCACUUCAUAUUUACGCCACACUGCCCAUGUGAACAUUUCUCUGUGUUUGCUCAUUGCUGACCUUUGCUUUUUGGCAUCUUCUCAGCCAAAAGGGAUUUCAGACCUCUGGUGUCGGACCUCCGUGGUCCUGAAGCAUUUUUGCUUUCUGGCCAUGUUCUUUUGGAUGUUUUGUCUGAGCGCCACACUCCUUCAUCGAGCAGUCUUUUUGUUCCACAAGGUGAGCAAGAAAAACUACCUCAGGUUCUCGUUACUGAUCGGCUAUGUUUGCCCCUUGCUUAUUGUCUUUAUCACGUUUCUCACCAACAAUGGUGGAGCGGAGGGCAUGUACUACUCAAAAGACUCCUGCUGGCUGGUUUAUGCCGGACUUUUUAAGGGAAGCAUUUUCACAUUCAUCAUUCCAGUCGGAGUGAUUGUUUUCAUCAACAUUUUCUCGAUGCUUGUGGUUAUCAUGAAGCUCAUAAGUCACCACGCAGAAAUCAGCAAAAAAACGGAUAUUUCAGCAGAGGAGGAGAAAGCGGCUGCCAAAACGGUGCUUAGAACCGUUGUCCUCCUGACCCCGAUCUUUGGCGUGACAUGGAUCUUUGGAUUUGCCAUGCUGGCUCUUGAUCUCACAAGCGGAGACAUAGCUUACGCAGUCAACUACAUCUUUAACCUGCUAAAUGGCUUCCAGGGUUUUUUCAUUUUGUUGACCACCUGCUUGGGAGACAAGAUGACCCGUGAAGCUCUACAGAGGUACCUAAAGAAACCCCAGUCUCCAGAAUCCAGUGUCAGUGAGAGCUCCACUAAGCUGGAAUCAACAGUGAAGAAAUAAACCAAGCCCAUCAUGUACCUUUACUCUUCUCUAUGAUUGAUCAUUAUUAUUUGUACAUAAGUAUUUAUACAUGUAUUCUGUAUAUUCUUUAUUGAUUAGCUUUGAUUAGACAAAUGUCAAGCCUGCUCAAAGUAACAUUGCAACACUAUCAUAUAAGAAGUGAAAAAUCACUGCACAUUGCACCUUGCAGAAAUUAUGUUAAAAACUGUUUUUGUUAAAGCAUACUGCAAACUAAGUCUCCUGGAUGGUUUUAGAAACAAAACCAUCUUCUCCAUGUUCUUUGCUUUGCUGCACCCACUCCUCAUCUGUAUCAUCUAAUGAAAUGCCAUCCAGAGCUGUUUUCUUGCGGUAGGCCUCGUACUCAGACUCUGCUCUGCAACAUAUACAAAAAAAAACA